This is a messenger RNA of Venustampulla echinocandica, 909 nucleotides long. RefSeq lists its product as uncharacterized. Gene Ontology annotation, cellular component: precatalytic spliceosome; nucleus. Bases 1 to 909 code for a protein of 302 amino acids. The record is from RefSeq and is a predicted model, not a curated record. Lineage: Eukaryota; Fungi; Ascomycota; Leotiomycetes; Helotiales; Pleuroascaceae. Gene Ontology annotation, biological process: mRNA splicing, via spliceosome. Gene Ontology annotation, molecular function: zinc ion binding; RNA binding. The transcript is spliced from 2 exons.
AUGUCCGAGUAUUGGAAGUCAACGCCUAAAUAUUGGUGCAAAUACUGCAAAACAUAUGUACGGGACACGAAACUCGAGAAGCAGAACCAUGAGGCCACCCCUAAGCAUCAAGGCAACCUCAAGAGAUUUCUCAGAGACCUACACCGCGGGCACGAGAAAGAUGAAAAGGACAAAGAGCGUGCGAAAUCGGAAGUGGCACGUCUAAAUGGGCUGGUUACGGGCGGUGGAGCUACUACAGUUUCUUCCUCAUCUGGUUUUGGAAGGGGGCCGACACCAUCAUUACCCAAGUCACAAGCAACGCCUUCGCAGAGAAAGCAGCAGUUAGCACAGCUGGCAGAAUUGGGCGUUAGUAUACCGGAUGAAUUUAGACCUGAGAUGGCAAUGGCUGGGGAAUGGCAGGUCACAUCGGAGAGGGUUAUAGUACCAGAUGGGGAAAGAGGGCCGGAUGCCAUUGCAUUAGGUGUGAGAAAAAGAACCGUUGAAGAGGAAGAAGAAGACGCAGCUGAAACCAAGAGGAGAAGAUGGGGCUCGGCAUAUCGGACACAUCCAGCAGCAGAAGAUAAUAGCGAUCUCGACGUGCUAUUGAGCAAUGCAACGCGGAAAGGUGCUGGUCCAACAACCAAAACCGAAGUCGAAAAAGACGCCAACUCUGAAAUCAAGGAGGAAGCUAAGUUGGAAAUAGAUUCUGAGAUCAAGGCGGAAGUCAAGCUGGAACCAGAGAAUGGUGAAAGAGCUAGCGACGACAUUCAAGGUCCAGCAUCCAUCAAGAAAGAGCCAUCGGAUGGGACCCUCCAUCUUGAAACCGCCCCUCCACUGUCAGAUGCAACUGUAAAGCAGGAACCACAAACGCAAGUUGCCCCCGAGAUUGUGUUUAAGAAACGGAAAGCCAAGAAUAUACGCCAGAAAUGA